Molecule: messenger RNA, 1820 nt
Organism: Haliotis rubra (blacklip abalone)
Lineage: Eukaryota; Metazoa; Mollusca; Gastropoda; Lepetellida; Haliotidae
Product: protein lin-7 homolog C-like
Biological process (GO): maintenance of epithelial cell apical/basal polarity; neurotransmitter secretion; protein localization to basolateral plasma membrane
Cellular component (GO): basolateral plasma membrane; cell-cell junction; synapse
Molecular function (GO): protein binding
Source: RefSeq, a predicted model, not a curated record
AUCGUCUGUCGUUGGCAAAUAGCAUCUUGUUCAUUAGACAAAAUGGCGUCUGUGGCUGAACCUCUCACUUUGGAGAAAGAUAUCAACAGGGCAAUUGAACUUCUGGAUGUAUUGCAGAGGAGUGGGGAUUUCCCUGCACAGAAGCUGGUGGCUCUACAGAAGAUUCUUCAGAGUGAUUUCCUGACAGCCGUCAGGGAGGUGUACGAGAAUGUGUACGAGACAGUUGACAUGUCUGGCAGUCCAGAGAUCAGGGCUAAUGCUACAGCUAAGGCCACAGUAGCUGCAUUUGCCGCCAGUGAGGGUCACGCUCACCCCCGGGUCGUGCUUCUUCCCAAGACAGAGGAGGGCUUGGGCUUCAAUGUGAUGGGGGGCAAGGAACAGAACUCGCCCAUCUACAUCUCACGCAUCAUUCCAGGGGGGGUGGCAGAUAGGCACCAGGGGCUCAAACGUGGCGAUCAACUGCUGUCAGUCAAUGGCGUGAGCGUGGAAGGAGAGCACCAUGAGAAGGCAGUAGAACUCUUGAAAGAAGCUUCAGGUACAGUGAGUCUGGUUGUGCGAUACACGCCCCGAGUACUGGAUGAAAUGGAAGCCAGGUUUGACAAGCAGCGUGCAAGAAGACGACAGACUCCUUGAAGACAUCAGCAUUCAGAGCCUUGUAUAUCAGUAAUAGAAGCCAUUAUCUAGGAUCAUUGUCGUAUUUGUAUAUCUUGCACCACAUCAAGCAAUGAAACAGACAAAUUGUAUAUAGCAUAGCCACAUGUGUAACCAUAUUCAGAUGUGUCCAACAGAUGAUAAAAAGAUGAAUAACCUCAAAUACUAUGUACCCAGUUUUAUUUUGUGGCCUCACAUAUCUUGUCUAUUAUUAAAGGAUUGAAUGCAAGUAGUAGAAGACCAAUGGUCGCGUUAAACAACAUAUACCUUGAGUAAAUCUGCGAUAAGAAAUUAUCUUGCAGGGAGGUGUCAAUCUUCCUUUAUGAAAAAAACGUUACUAAUCAAUUUAGAAUUUGUUUUAUUAUUUUUUUAACGGGGGUUAACUCGUCCAGGGUCAUAUGACUUUCAGUGUUCAGCAGCAUGCAGAUUUUUACUUUUUAGAGGGGUAUAUGGUUAUUUGCCCUCAGCUCAAGUAUUUCCCUGAUGGGGGAAUAUAUACUUUUGUCAAAGUCAUUUGAACCCAUAAGAUGCAGGAUUGUUUCAAUAAUCAGUUUAUGUGUAACCAUUCCCAGUUUUCAAUAAAAGGUAUUUUGUGAAGAUUCAGUGUAACUGAUUCAAUGAAAUUGGUAUUGUCUUACUGGCAAACAAAGAUAAGUUGAGCACAGACCUGACAAUUGACCCCUAUUAGCAUGUAUGAGUGCCGCCCACUGGGGCUUGCCAUCGUUAGCGAAGGGGCCCCAGGUUGUCCAUGAUCAAGUUUAGUGCGACUUGCUACACCGACGCGUAUCUUAUGAGCAAGGCGUGUGCAGCUACGCGUGGAAUCAGUUUCAUCGUCAUAUAAUGCACGCGCACUAGCCUACAUCUGCUAUGCCUUUUACAAACCAAAUGGGCUUGCUCAUUGCCGUGCACGGCCUACUUCUUGUAAACGGGUUCUCUGCGCCGGUCCAACUUAUCCUCGUUUGCCAGUAAGACAUUAGUAAAAGAAUCAUUUUCAGAUGGUAUGACCGAAAGUUUGUGAAGCAUUGUAAGCUAGUAGAGCUGGAUGUAAUUUUAGACUUACUCAAACGGAAAUGUUGACAUUUACACGAUGUUUGGAUACCCAUGAUGUAAUGUGCAUAUGUGUCAUUUAAAUUUGUAGCUUUUUUAUGCAAUAAAUUCAGUCAUUGUCA